Messenger RNA from Dendroctonus ponderosae (mountain pine beetle), 1209 nucleotides. RefSeq names its product bis(5'-nucleosyl)-tetraphosphatase [asymmetrical]. The record is from RefSeq and is a predicted model, not a curated record. Gene Ontology annotation, molecular function: bis(5'-nucleosyl)-tetraphosphatase (asymmetrical) activity. NCBI's taxonomy places the organism in Eukaryota, Metazoa, Arthropoda, Insecta, Coleoptera, Curculionidae. The transcript is spliced from 3 exons. Bases 165 to 569 code for a protein of 134 amino acids. Gene Ontology annotation, biological process: AMP biosynthetic process; ATP biosynthetic process.
AAAACUUUCCCGGGAGUGCUCACGUAAACGGAUGAAAAUAAACACCCAGCCCUGAUCUAAAACACUAACCUGAGUUUCUCCAUAAACAAGAAUUUCUUUGGCGGUUGUGAGGAACUUAUCUACUGUUGUUAACAACUAUUCAUAUUUGAACGUAUAACGAAGUAAUGGAUAAACUGGAUAGUGCCCAGCAAAAGACGUUUACAUACUUGCAAGAGGUUGAAAGAGUAAGCCAAGACAUUUUAACGUUGAGAGAGGAAAAGAUGAAAUUAGCCAAUUCUCAAAACAAGAACAGAGAAGCCCUAAGAGCUCUGGAACAAGUAUACGAACGAAAUACCUGGAUGCAAUUAGGGUCAGUCCGCAUUGAGCGACCCACUGAGGAAUGUAAGGCUAUACUACGAAACGAUUUAGCUGCAGCUGAAGAACGUCUAAAGAGCUUGCAUGAGGAAAUCAAGGACAAGGUGCAUAAACUUCGAGAUUUGGAACAUGAACCUCGUCUAGAAGGUUUUGCCCUUAAGCCAAUAUCUUUAGCUGAAGCAAAGGCUUUACAUGCAGGAUUUGGUAAUGUGUAGACUAGUGUAGGGUCACACAGUAUCAAAUCAAGUCAAUAACAUUGCGAAGAAACGGCAACGUGGUGUUGUCCGUGUUUUUAGCAUCCUAACCUUUUUAAAAAUUAAGACAACAGUAGAUUAAUUUUCCUCUUAAAAGACUUCAUUGCUAUGGCUCCCAAAGUGGCAGCUGGUUUUGUGAUUUUCCGAUACGCUUCAUCCAAAAUCGAAUAUCUUUUACUGCAAACAUCAUACGGUAUCCAUCACUGGACUCCUCCCAAAGGACACGUUGAUCCUGGGGAGACUGACUUGAUGACAGCCUACCGUGAAACCCAGGAAGAGUCUGGGCUGAAAAAAGCCGAUAUUAAGGUCUUUGAAGAAACCAAAACAACACUGAAUUACAAGGUGAAAGGCAAACCCAAAGUCGUCCACUACUGGUUGGCGGAGCUGAUCAAUCCAGAUGCAAAAGUGAAACUGUCUAAUGAACAUCAAGACUUCAAAUGGCUCCCGUUGAAGGAGGCCUGCGAAAUUUCCGGGUACCAGGAUAUGGAGGACGUUUUGAACAAGUUUGACGAAUUUUUGAGGAAAGAACGAAAUCUAUAAAGGUUGGUUUUAAAGCUACAUAAAUCAGCUACAUAACUGUAAUUAAACUUUUUCACUGUGA